Molecule: messenger RNA, 2461 nt
Organism: Grus americana (Whooping crane)
Lineage: Eukaryota; Metazoa; Chordata; Aves; Gruiformes; Gruidae
Gene: CSTPP1
Product: centriolar satellite-associated tubulin polyglutamylase complex regulator 1
Exons: 9
Coding region: 69-1070 (333 amino acids)
Source: RefSeq, a predicted model, not a curated record
GCGAGGGGCCGAGUAGCGCCGGGCGCCUUGGAAACGGACGGAAGCCGGGAGGGAGUGGCGGCGGGAGGAUGCUGAGCCCCGAGCGGCUCUCGCUACCGGGGCCGGAGUACCUGGCUCAAAGACAUGUCCUCACGUACAUGGAGGAUGCAGUGAGCCAGCUGCUGGAGAACAGAGAAGAUAUUAGUCAGUAUGGCAUUGCCAGGUUCUUCACUGAAUAUUUUAACAGCGUGCGUCAAGGAACACACAUCUUAUUCCGUGAGUUCAGCUUUGUGCAAGCUACCCCUCAUAAUAGGGCAUCUUUUCUUCGGACCUUCUGGAGGUGUUUCCGAACAGUGGGGAAAAAUGGAGAUUUGCUGACAGCACAGGAAUACCACUGCCUGCUGCAGCUGCUCUGCCCUGACUUCCCAAUGGAGCUCACUCAGAAAGCAGCAAGGAUUGUGCUGAUGGAUGAUGCUAUGGAUUGCCUGAUGUCUUUUUCCGAUUUCCUCUUUGCUUUCCAGAUCCAGUUCUACUACUCAGAGUUCCUGGAAAGUGUGGCUGCCAUUUAUCAAGAUCUACUAGCUGGUAAGAAUCCAAAUACUGUGAUCGUGCCAACAUCAUCCUCUGGGCAACAUCGGCAGCGCCAACCCCCAAAUGACUGCAGCCCACUCGAUGGGGUAGAAGCAUCUCUCUUCUACCAGUGCCUGGAGUCCUUGUGUGACAGAUCAAAAUACAGCUGUCCACCAUCUGCUCUUGUGAAGGAAAUGUUGAGUAGUGCACAGAGACUGACUUUCUAUGGAUUCCUUAUGGCACUUGCAAAGGAUCAGGGGAUCAACAAAGCCCUAGGGGCUUUGCCAGAUAAAGGAGACUUGUUUCUGGACCCUGCCAUGGAUCAGGAACUUGAGAAAUUGGUAGCUCAGGUUUCAGGGCUUUCCAUCUCCGGUCCCACCAGCUCCAGCGGGGACACAGCUAAUUUGCCUGUCCGUAACUCACCUAGGAUUAACUCUCCCUGGAAACCUCUGCACCAUCGCCGAAAAAUGGAUGCUGAGAGUGAAGGCUCCAAUGAAGAGACAGACUCCUCUGAAAACUGAAGGUUGCGAGAGUGGGCACUGUUCCCAUCUUAGAUUUCCCCAGAACCCCCUGGAGGAAUGGCACCUCCUCCCAGAGCAUCUGCUCUGAUGGUGGGUUCUGUCCACAUCACCAGUGUGCGUGCAGCCGUGCCAGUCCCCAUUGCAAGUCCACCCAUCUCUUCCCAGGAAGCACUCUGCUUUUUUCCUAGCUCCAAAUUCGUGCAGGAACAGCUCUUCCGCAGAAGCUAUUUCCAGCUGCAGAGCAAUGCUACCCUCUGCUGGCAGGCAAGACAAGCCAGCAGACGCUAGCGCUGCCUACACUUGGAAAUAGCCAGGUAUUCUCUCACCAGGGCUCUGCCCCACGGUUCAGCAGGUGCUGGAGCAGUAGGAGUGCUAGUGCAGGCUGCUUGCCAGCGUUUUGUUGUGUGACUGUGUUCAGACUUGGCCUAGACAAUAGUGGUUAAACUGCCAGCAGCAGCUCUGCAGUCAUGCUCCAUUAUGAUUAUUCCCAGUAAAGCUGCACCUGUGUAUGAUCAAAGGUAGAGAAAUUCCUGAAGUUCCUAGAAAAGAAGGGCUUAGGUAUUGCCAUGCCACCUGCCUCUGCUUCCUCUUCCGUGUGUCCAAGACUUGCCAAACCAAACACAGCAAAUAAGCCUGAUUGCAGUAAGUACUGCGUGACACUGGCUGGCUGCUCUGCUGUACCGAGUUCCCUUCUGUGAGGCCUCCCACUGCCUCCAACAGCGUAUUAAGGUCAUUUGGAAAGGUGAGCUUCAGCAGGGUUGGAGGAGAGAGCAAGCAAGUCUUUAAAUUCCUUGUCCAUAGGUGCUGUGGCUUGCAAACUGUACAGAGUAUCUGCUGGGGCUGGGUGGACAGAAGCACUAGGGGAGAAGGAAGCAGUUAUCAAAUGAGUCCCAGGGUUUUUUUUGUAAACAUUGGCAUUGUUGUAGCAUCAUUGUGUAGCCUUUACAACUACAAAAAGACAGUGUCUCAUUGUGUUAAUAACUAACCUAGCAGUUUGGCCUCCGCAGCCCUGAACGCUUUGUUUAGUCCAGCUCCUGUGCCUCAGCUUGCCUAGACUAAUUAUUUCCUGGGGAACUUGAGUUUCUCUUGAUUCUUUGGGAGCAUCCUUGCUCAUCCUGUUCAUAAACUGCUGUAGCGUGCGCUAAGAGCUGGUAACCCAAAGCUUACAGCAGCCCUAAGCUGAGUGGAUUCAACACAUGCUGGAGCUAUUUUAAGACUAAUCCCAUAACUACUGCUGAGUCUGUACCACAGCCACACCUGUGGAGAUAGUGGGAGGGGUUAUUUAUUUAUUUUAAGUUAUUUUAUUUAUUAACAUGCUUGCUAACUGUGCUUUCUCUCCCAACCAUCAGUGACUGUGACAGCCCGGCAAUAAAGCAUGCUGCAUAAGGCCA